Messenger RNA from Gadus chalcogrammus (walleye pollock), 1384 nucleotides. RefSeq names its product zinc finger protein Aiolos-like. The record is from RefSeq and is a predicted model, not a curated record. Bases 15 to 1373 code for a protein of 452 amino acids. Gene Ontology annotation, molecular function: DNA-binding transcription factor activity; RNA polymerase II cis-regulatory region sequence-specific DNA binding. The transcript is spliced from 6 exons. Lineage: Eukaryota; Metazoa; Chordata; Actinopteri; Gadiformes; Gadidae. Gene Ontology annotation, biological process: regulation of transcription by RNA polymerase II.
AGGACGAGCGGGGAAUGGAGGCGGUGGACGAGGGGGAGAGCCCGAGCGAGCCCCAGGACCUCUCCCUGGUGGACUUCAGCCGGAGCUACGGCUGCAAGUCCCUCUUCGCCGAGGGGGCCGAGCCCGGUGACGCCGACGACACUCCGGCCCUGGGCUCCUCCCCCCGCGGCGCCGGCGGCGGCGGCGGCGGUGGCGGCCAAUCAGGGAGCAGCAGCAAGCUCAACUGUGACAUCUGCGGCCUGUCCUGCAUCAGCAUCAACGUGCUGCUCGUUCACAAGCGGAGCCACACCGGUAAGGAGAGGACGUGGCUAAAUGAAAGUAAAGGUGAGAGGCCUUUCCAUUGCGUCCAGUGUGGCGCCUCCUUCACCCAGAAAGGGAACCUCCUGCGCCACAUCAAGCUACACUCGGGCGAGAAGCCCUUCAAGUGCCACAUGUGCAACUACGCCUGCCGCCGCCGCGACGCCCUGAGCGGGCACCUGCGCACCCACUCUGUGGAGAAGCCCUACAAGUGCAACCACUGCGGCCGAAGCUACAAACAGCGCAGCUCUCUGGAGGAGCACAGGGAGCGCUGCCACGUGUACGCCCAGAACCGGGGCUCCGUGGACACAGUGUCUCACGUGGAGGACGGCCAGGCGGUGCGGUCUCAGAUGGGGAGCGAGCGAGCCCUUCUGCUGGACAAGCUGGCCAGCAACGUGGCCAAGCGCAAGAGCUCCAUGCCACAGAAGUUCACCGGGGACAACGGCGUCUGCCUGGACCUGAGCUUCAACCGGGGCCCGAUGCGGCCGACGGACGCGACGGACCCCCCGCUGAGGGGCUCCCCCGGCGCCGACGUCACCGCCCUGGACCACGAGACCCCCCUCUCCCACCGGCACUACCCCGUCCAGCUCACCCGCAGCCCCCACACCAACGGCCACAAGCUGCCCCUGCUGGCCCCCGGUGGCCUGUCCCACCCGGCCCCCUCACCCCAGGGGCCCCACCACGGGCUGGAGCCCAGCCCGGGGGACGCCUCCCCGGUUCCCCAGUCCCUCAUCUACAACCUGGGGCACCUGUUGGGGGGGUUCCCCAACGGCCUGCCCCACCCGCACCCCCACGCCCAGGGCCCCGCCCAGGGCCUCUCCAUGGGGCCCCUGGAGGCCAUGCGCGUGCUGAAGACGGAGGGGGACCCCGGGGGGCUUCUGGCCCCCGCCGGGGCCCUGUACCCCUGCAGCCACUGCCGGGUUAUCUACCUGGACUACGUCAUGUUCACCAUCCACAUGGGCUGUCACGGCUUCCGGGACCCCCUGGAGUGCAACGUGUGCGGCCACCGGAGCCGCGACCGCUACGAGUUCACCUCGCACAUCGCCCGCGGCGAGCACCGCACCGAGCUGAAGUAGCGGCGUGCGGA